AUGAAGUUUGUUAUGGUUUUGUUCGUGACAUUCGCCGUAGUCAUGGUAUACGGUCAAGGAAUUCCUACACGCCAAUGUCCAUCUGGCGAGCACUCGGUUCUUUACUGCCCACAAAAAGCGGAGCCUUCGUGCGACAACCCUACAGUCCACAAACUCACUGGCCCUAGUCCCUGCGGUGUGCCACAAUGCUUCUGCAACAAACCAACCACUGAAAAGAGAGUAGUGACUUUGGAUGUAGGAGAAGUGAUAGGAGAAAAGUACUGGAAUGGGGAUUUCUUUGAGUUUUAUGGUGUACCGUACGCCAAAGUGCCUAAAGGAAGGGACAGGUUUAAGGCACCGCUACCGUUAGAAGAUUUUGGUUCUCUAGUCGCUGAUAUCAGAAAUAUUCACUGCCCUCAAAUUUUCCUUAAAGAAUCAGAUGAUGAUGAAGAUGAAGUUUUUGGACAAGAAGAUUGCUUAAAUAUGAAUCUUUUAGUGCCCAGUAUUGCCAGUGAAAAAAAUCUUGUACCAGUUCUGGUAUACAUUCAUAGUGGUGGUUAUUCCGGUGGAAAUGGAAACAUUAAAGAUUUGAAUGAGUUUCUACUGAAUGCAGAUAUCGUUGACAUGACUUUGAAAACCCAUAACUUCUUUCUGGAGAAUUCAACUUUUGGUUUUGCGCCGUGUUUAGAAAAUGUUAUUAAGAAUACAGAACCAAUUAUUACGGAGUCGCCUUUAAUGGUUCUUCAAAAAGGGGAUUAUAAGCAAAUGCCUGUAUUGACAGGUUUCGCAAAUAUGGAGGGCAUAAGUAGGACUUUUAAGUUUGAUGAAUGGAGUGAAGCGAUGAAUGAGAAUUUUGCCGAUUUCCUCCCAGCCGACUUAACCUUCGAUACUGUAAAAUCAAGAGACGCUUUGAUUGAAGAUAUAAAACAAUAUUAUUUCAAAGGAGAAGAGGUUUCACAUGAUACUUUAAAAGGAUAUGUAGAUUACUUUUCAGAUGCUAUGUUCAAAUAUUCAAUAAUGAAAUCAGCAAAACUGCAUGCCAGUAAAUCUAAUAGACCAGUGUUCUUGUAUGAAUUCACAUACGUGGGCAAAUUGAGCUUAAAGCAUUAUUAUAUGGACAAAUUGGACGGAGCGAGUCAUAGAGAUCAGACAUCUUAUUUAUUGGACUUCUUUGGUUUCACUGAUGAUUUAAAUGAUUUGGAGACAAGAGACAGAAUGACAGCAAUGUGGACUGAUUUUGUUAAGUUCGAAAACCCUACGGCUUAUGAAAGUCUAUUAAUCGACGUAAAAUGGCGCAGAUACACAAAAGAGACACCGAAUUACAUGAAAAUAGGCAAGAAUUUGCAGUUAAAGAAGAAUUUGUUUUCGAAAACCUAUGCAUUUUGGGAUAAUAUUUAUGAUAAAUAUUACUGGAGCCCUACACCAGUUUCUGAAGCGAAGUGA
This is a messenger RNA of Arctia plantaginis, 1422 nucleotides long. Lineage: Eukaryota; Metazoa; Arthropoda; Insecta; Lepidoptera; Erebidae. The record is from the annotation of a GenBank genome assembly.